CGUGAAACAAAGUGUAGUGUCCGCGAGAGCCCGUAGGAAGCGAAAAGAGAGAAACGGGAGAAAGGAGAGAAUGGGGUGGUUGAAUCCCAAACUACACCAGGAAUAAUAACCAUAUAGCGAAGAAUAAGACCGAAGACGGAGGAAAAGUCGCAGGAAGAAAACUUUUCAGGGGGCGAAACUGUUACAGACUCUCGCACGAUCGCAGUUUAAAACAUGGAUACACUUUUCCCUGUGCUCCUGGGACUCCUGUUUGUCUUUUCGGCAGUUGAUCAUGUCUGCGGCCAAAUACCAACAGCUCACAUGGGGCGUGCUGAGAAGGGAAGCUGUACGUUUGAUGAGGGCUUCUCUCAGUGUGAUUAUCAACAAGACCCUUAUGAUGACUUCGACUGGACGCACAUCAACACCCAGGAAGUACCAUAUGUCUCACCAGACUUGCCACAAGGUUCCUACAUGUAUGUUGACAUCUCUCAGUAUGAUGUUGGAGAGAAGGCAAGGUUUCAGCUGCCUGUCAUGAAGGAGAAUGACACUCACUGUAUUGACUUCAACUAUCUCCUAACCAGCCCUGAUGGCUCCAGCCCUGGCACCCUUAACGUCCUGGUGAAGGUAAACAAGGGUCCGUUAGCCAACCCAAUAUGGAACGUGACAUCCUACACUGGUAAAGACUGGCUGAGAGCAGAACUUGCCGUGUCCACCUUUUGGCCCAAUGAAUAUCAGGUCAUAUUUGAAGCAGAGAUUUCGGACAGCAAAGCCGGCUUUAUCGCCAUAGACGACAUUCAGGUGCUCAGCUAUCCAUGCGAUAAAUCCCCUCAUUUCCUGCGCCUUGGGGAUGUAGAGGUGAAUGCAGGACAGAAUGCUACAUUUCAGUGUAUUGCCACAGGACGAGACACCUCUAACAAUAAACUGUGGCUACAGAGGAGAAAUGGAGAAGAUAUUCCUGUGGCCUUGACAAAAAACAUCAACCACAGAAGGUUUGCUGCCUCCUUCCACCUCAAAGAAGUCACCAAUCAGGAUCAAGAUCUGUAUCGCUGCGUCACCCAAUCAGAGCGUGGCUCUGGGGUGUCUAACUUUGCGGGGCUUAUCGUCAGAGAGCCUCCGCACCCCAUUGCCCCACCUCAGCUCCUUGGCGUCGGCCCUACGUACUUGCUAAUUCAGCUCAACGCAAACUCCAUAUUUGGAGAUGGACCGAUAAUACUAAAAGAGGUUGAGUACCGUAUGACGUCAGGCAGCUGGACUGAGACUCACGCUGUGAACUCUCCUAACUACAAGUUAUGGCACCUUGACCCAGACACAGAGUACGAGAUCAGAGUGUUACUAACCCGACCAGGAGAAGGAGGGACAGGCAAGCCUGGGCCCCCACUCAUUACUCGGACCAAAUGUGCAGAACCCAUGCGGACUCCAAAGAGGCUGAAAAUUGCUGAGACCCGGUCUCGUUUGAUAGCGGUGGACUGGGAAUCACUGGGUUACAAUAUCACCCGCUGUCACACCUUUAACGUUACCAUCUGUUACCAUUACACGACUGCCAACAACCACAGCAAAGCUGACUGCUUGGACAUGGAUCCUAAAGCACCACGCCACUUGGUGGGAAACCUGCCACCCUACACAAAUGUUAGCCUGAAGAUGAUACUCACCAACCCAGAGGGGCGCAAAGAGAGUGAUGAAACCAUCAUACAAACUGAUGAAGAUGUUCCAGGUCCAGUUCCCAGUCAGUCACUCAGAGCCACUCCAUCUGAAGAGACAAUAAGUCUCUCCUGGAAGGAACCAACUGAACCCAAUGGAGUGAUCAUACAAUAUGAGGUCAGCUACAGCGGUGUGCGAUCAUUUGACCCUUCGGUUCCUCUGCAACGACCAGGACUCACAGUGUCUCUGCCAUCAAACACUACCCAUCACACGUUUUCCCAGCUCCACCCGGGUGUCACGUACCUGCUGUCUAUUCGAGCAUCUACCUCCAAAGGGUUCGGUCCAGCAACGAUGCUUAAUGUGACAACUAAUAUUUCAGCCCCAACUAUAGAUGAGUAUGAUGGAUCAGAGGCUUUUCUAAAUGAGACUGCAACAACCAUCACUGUCCUGCUGAAACCUGCCCAGGCUAAAGGAGCACCCAUAAGUGCAUACCAAAUUGUGGUGGAAGAAGUGAAUCCUCAGCGAACACGUCGUCAGGCUUCUUCUGACUGUUAUGAGGUACCAGUUUCCUACCACAGUGCAUCAAGUGGUGGAUCCCCAUAUUAUUAUGCUGCCCAGCUUUCCCCUAGCAACCUGCCCGAGCCACUUCCCUUUACUGUAGGAGACAACAAGACAUAUCAGGGUUUCUGGAAUCCUCCACUAGCUCCAAGGAAGAACUACAACAUCUAUCUUCAAGCUGUUAGCAGCACAGAGAGGGAAACUAAGACACAAUGUCUGAGGCUGGCAGCUAAACGUGCUACAGAGGAACCAGAAGUCAUCCCUGACCCCGCUAAACAGACGGAUCGUGUGGUGAAAAUCGCUGGAAUAAGUGCUGGUGUUCUCGUUUUUAUACUGCUGGUGCUGGUAGCCAUCCUGCUGGUCAAGAAGAGGAGGACCUACUAUUCAUACUCUUAUUACCUGAAGCUGGCUAAAAAACGUAAAGAUGCCAUUGGAACAACACGGCAAGAAAUGACACACAUGGUGAAUGCUAUGGACCGCAGCUAUGCUGACCAGAGCACCCUGCAUGGAGAAGACCCAAUGGCUGUGACAUUUAUGGACUCUCACAACUACAACAACAGAUUGCCCAACGACCCUCUGGUUCCUACUGCUGUGUUAGUUCCAAUCACAGAUGAGAACCACAGCGGCUCUGCAGCAGAGAACAGCAGACUCCUGGAUGUCCCUCGGUAUCACUGUGAAGGAACUGAAUCUCCUUAUCAGACAGGACAACUUCACCCUGCCAUCAGAGUGGCUGAUCUCCUACAGCACAUCAACUUAAUGAAAACGUCCGACAGCUACGGUUUCAAAGAAGAAUAUGAAUUGGUGAUACAGAGCUUCUUCGAGGGCCAAUCGGCCUCCUGGGACGUAGCCAAGAAAGAGCAGAACCGUACCAAAAACCGCUAUGGGAACAUUAUAGCAUAUGACCAUUCAAGGGUUAUUCUCCAGCCCAUAGAAGACGACCCAUCCUCCGACUACAUCAACGCCAACUACAUCGAUGUAAGUGGAAACGCAUCGAAUGCUACUAUUGGCUCCCAACGAAACCAACGAAACCACACUCCCUCGCUCAUUUGGCUGUACAGGGAUGGAUACCAGAGGCCAAGUCACUACAUUGCUACUCAGGGUCCUGUUCAUGAGACAGUGUAUGACUUCUGGAGGAUGGUGUGGCAGGAACAGUCAGCCUGCAUCGUGAUGGUAACCAAUUUGGUGGAGGUUGGAAGGGUCAAAUGCUAUAAGUAUUGGCCAGAUGAUGCUGAAGUGUAUGGAGACUUCAAGGUGACUUUUGUAGAGGUUGAACCUCUUGCUGAAUACGUGGUUCGCACAUUUACAUUGGAGAGGCGUGGUUUCAAUGAAGUCCGGGAAGUCAAGCAGUUCCACUUCACAGGCUGGCCUGAUCACGGAGUUCCAUACCAUGCCACGGGACUACUUUCCUUCAUCCGCAGAGUUAAAAUUUCCAAUCCACCCUCUGCAGGACCAAUUGUGGUCCACUGCAGUGCUGGAGCAGGACGCACUGGCUGUUUCAUAGUCAUCGACAUCAUGCUGGACAUGGCAGAGAGAGAAGGCGUGGUCGACAUCUACAACUGUGUCAAGGCUCUCCGCUCCAGGAGGAUCAACAUGGUACAGACUGAGGAGCAGUAUAUAUUCAUCCAUGACGCCAUACUGGAGGCUUGUCUAUGUGGAGAAACAGCCAUACCAGUCUGCGAGUUCAAAGCGGCUUUUUAUGAGCUGAUCCGCAUAGAUUCCCAGACCAACUCGUCCCAUCUGAAGGAUGAGUUCCAGACGUUAAACUCAGUGACUCCCCAGCCUCAGCCAGAAGACUGCAGCAUUGCAUUGUUGCCUAGAAACCAAGAUAAGAACCGCUUUAUGGAUGGCCUACCUCCCGAUAGAUGCUUACCCUUUCUUAUCACAAUAGAUGGAGAAAGCAGCAACUACAUCAAUGCUGCCCUGAUGGAUCUGUCAGAAGAGUUCCAGAGCUACAGACAGCCUGCUGCAUUCAUCGUUACCCAGCAUCCUUUGCCUAACACUGUCAAAGACUUUUGGCGUCUAGUUUACGACUAUGGAUGUACCAGUCUGGUGAUGCUGAAUGAGAUCGACCUGGCUCAGGGUUGUCCUCAAUACUGGCCAGAAGAGGGCAUGCUGCGUUACGGUCCAGUCCAGGUGGAAUGUAUGUCCUGUUCGAUGGACUGUGAUGUUAUCAGUAGACUCUUCAGAGUCUGCAACCUGACCAGGCCUCAGGAAGGCUACCUGAUGGUUCGUCAGUUCCAGUACCUGGGUUGGGCGGGUCAUAGAGAAGUCCCUGCCUCCAAACGCUCCUUCCUGAAAUUGAUUCUUCAGGUCGAUCAGUGGCAACGUGAGGGAGAAGAGGGAGAAGGCAGAACCAUUGUACAUUGCCUAAAUGGAGGUGGGCGUAGUGGAGUAUUCUGUGCCAGCAGUAUCGUGUGUGAGAUGGCCAAGAGACAGAGUGUGGUUGAUGUCUUCCACGCUGUGAAAACCUUGAGGAACAGCAAACCUAACAUGGUGGAUACUCCGGAGCAGUAUAGGUUCUGUUACGACCUGGCAUUGGAGUUCAUCGAGUCCUCCUAAGCCAAGGAUAGAAUUGGAGAAGGUGAAGAAGAGCUGGAGAACAUCUGUUCACUUCUUGUGCGUUUGACCCUUUGCUUGGUCCCGACUCCCUUCUGUGGUGACUGUUCUGUAGUAUCCAAUUUGCAUCCCUACAAAUGGCGCAAGUGAAUUUGGCUCCUUGUACAGUGAUGUUGAACAAAGGGAAAUGUUUAGACUUUGGACAGGGAGUGUGAUAAAGAGGAGUGAGCAGAGGAGGAGAUGUUACUCCUGUUACUCCUUUAUUCUUAUUGUACAGCUUUUGAGUGCCAGCGGGCCCCUGUAUGUUUUGGGCCCCAUUUAAACAUUUAGCCUCUCGCCACAGCUCCCAUGGACAUAAUGCUUUGUGCUGUUUCAGCUACAGUACUCAAUGUGCACUGCAGAUGUCUCCCUUCCCCUUGCAAAAUGCAACCACAGCUUUUGAUAAAACGCAAAUUAAAGUUACCAUUGGCCCCUCAUUACCGCUCUUGUGCUAAUUUAACAGUGUUGGGCAUCUCAUCAUCAUCAUGGUAAUGUUUAAGUAUUUGCAGCCAGUACUUUUGUAUAAGAACAAGAAACUCUGUGACUGCUUCUGUUUCUAGUCCAUAUUUCUUCGUCUUAUUUUCUGCUCAUUUCAGUGAACUCUGUGUCACAACAUUACUAUGUAUUUUUAUUAUCUACUCAGUAGCCACUUUGAACUCAUUUUAUUUUGGUUACACAUGAUUGAUUGUCGGAUUAUGGAACAGAGACAAAGAAAAUAAUCUAUCAUUCUAAGUUUGGCUCUUAAAUACAAUAGUGUCUGAGAAAAACACUGACUAUGAGACAAGACAAAACGGAAAGUUUACAUUGGGGGUAUUUAGCUUUUAGAAUUUUUAUAAUAUCAUGAAAUGGUAACUUGAAAAAUGUUAUGUAGGAUUUUCACUAAAAUGUAUUUGUGUUAUGUAUCAUCGUUUAUGUUUUCUGCAGUCACUGAGAGCUGCUGAGUUUAUUCUUUCUGAUUACUUUUGUAGUAUUAUGUAACAAUCUACUGUAAAGAAGUGUUGUGCCCCAAAUGGAACACGUGUUCAUCCAUGUGACAUUAGCCUAAUCAUGUUUGUUUCAGGGCUGGGCCCAAUGCACUUUCAAUUCAGCCAAUUAACAAAUGGAAUAUCUUUCAAAAGCAUGAAAAGCUUUUGGAAACAAGAAAAUCAGUUCAUUUACUAUUAUCAACAAAAGAGAUUUAACAUUUUUUUUCAAAAGAGAAAUUACAGUUUCCGUUUAGGCUUUGAAGAGAAUUGGCAGUGAACUGAUCCCAGGCCUCAUUUGUUUUGUGCACUGGUGGUCAACACUUGUUUUAAUAUUAUUUUGUAGCUGAUGUUUAUUCAUAAGCCAAAGACUUUAUGUAAAUAUAUCUUUAUGGAUAAAGCACAUUGUUUGUAUUUAUUGUUUGUUUACUUGCAUUGCUUGUAAGAACAAUCAUUUUUCAUUCCAUGUUUACUCUACCACCGGCAUUUCUUAACCCACACGUUGGGACACAAAAUGGGCUGCAAGUCUGUUUCUUCUGGAGCCUGAGCGUGUUAGUGUGAUGUACUGAGCCCAUAUGUGGUCCCAAAGUUAGACACUAUAUCUGGUCAAUUUGGGUCCAUGAAGAAGAGUUUAAGAAUCCCUGAUUGAAGCUGUAUAUUAAAGCAUUAGAGGUAGCUUUUCAGUAUUUACGUGGAAUUCUCUAGUGUUGUCUUUGUUUUCACUUAAUGAAUCUCUGUGAUGUUAAUGUAGUUUAUUUGUGUAAAGCCCAUGGCUCUGUUCGUGGUCAGUAGAACAUCAGUGCAUUUAUAUGCACAAAGCAUUUUGGAUAAUAGCUCCUAUCCCUCUUAACGUCUCAGUCGGGAUAAGCUGUUUAUCUUCAUCCUCAUAUCCUGUUCACCAUUAUCCCUGAACACACACUGACUCAGUUGUGCAAACAGGCUUAGUGGCUGGAACAUGCAGGACUGUGAUACAAAAACAUUUAUUGUGCCUAAUCAUUUAACAGUAUCUUUGAUCGCAACCAGGGCCUUGUUGAAUGCGUUCUUAUGGACGAUCAGUGUUUUGAACACCUUUUUGACCAUGAUUCAUUGUGUUUUAUUCAUUAGAGUGCUUCUUUGUAAGGUUUUACGAGCUUACCGAAUACCAGAUGUUUGUGCACAAACUGAUUCAGAAAAAAAAACUUUAUUGUAAAUAAAAUGCCAUAUGUUCCAAUCAGUUGGAGCAAGAACAGCCCUUCUCCCGAGUAUGUUUUGUAAAUAGACUACCAUGAGUACUCUAAAUAGCUCUAUUGUUAGAUGAACAGUAGAGAUGUAGAUGAUGGAUGCAAUGUCAGAAUAUUAGUUCUGUUGUAGAUAAAAAGUCACAGAUUGUCCUCUUGGAGGAUUCAAAUUCAAAUAUUGCCAGAUGGUAGAUUUCACUGAAUACAGAACUUUGUUCUGUUGGUGGAACAUCAACUUUCAGUUUCUUUUUCUAGAUUUCUGUUCUGACCCAAAGAAGGGAAAGAAAACUCAGAGGCCAUAAUGUGGUACAAGUUUAAUUGUCUUCAAUGAUGAUGGGAUUACCAUUUUGGCUAAACUUACUGUUUCACCGGAGAGUGAUGAGGGUAUUAACAGAAAGUGACUAUAGUAAGGAAACCCGCUGAACAACACUCUUAAGGGAAAAGUUGUAGAAAAAAUCUGAAAAUACCCAUAAUUCUUGUUUACUAAAUCUGAAGGCCCUCAAGUGUACUGACUGAAGCUGGCCACUGGACGACAGGUCAGUCUGAGUACAGAAUUAAUAUACAUGGUUCAUCAUUAUUAUUGUCUGUAAUGUUUGGCUUCUUUGCUGUAAUAAAGACCACUUCUUUAAUUAAAA
Molecule: messenger RNA, 7584 nt
Organism: Amphiprion ocellaris (clown anemonefish)
Lineage: Eukaryota; Metazoa; Chordata; Actinopteri; Pomacentridae
Gene: ptprk
Product: protein tyrosine phosphatase receptor type K
Exons: 42
Coding region: 214-4734 (1506 amino acids)
Biological process (GO): protein dephosphorylation
Cellular component (GO): membrane
Molecular function (GO): protein tyrosine phosphatase activity; protein binding
Source: RefSeq, a predicted model, not a curated record